Lentinula edodes (shiitake mushroom) is the source of this 1512-nucleotide messenger RNA. RefSeq lists its product as uncharacterized. Lineage: Eukaryota; Fungi; Basidiomycota; Agaricomycetes; Agaricales; Omphalotaceae. The coding region runs from base 76 to 1404 and encodes 442 amino acids. The record is from RefSeq and is a predicted model, not a curated record. The transcript has 2 exons.
CGGUGUACCGUAUCUUGGCCGACAACGGCUCUCAAUUCUGACCAUAUAUUGCAUACUAAGGCCCCAGUAACAAAUAUGAACUUUUCUCGACAAAGUUGUCCAACUUGUCGCUCCGAAGUGUUCACUUUUCCUCUAGAGCUCGACCCGGCAUACGAAAAGCUUUAUGAAGAUUUGGUCCAAGGAAGCAGAUCUAAUACCAUCCCGGAGACAUUUGCUGAACAGCUGAUACUCGAACAUAGAGUUGAACAAAUGAGCUCUGAAAUUCGAAAAUACGACGACGCGAUUGCUCGGUUACAAAAGCAGCGCGCCCAGCUAGCAAAAGCCAUGACAUGCCAGAAAUCUCUCCUUUCUCCCAUCCGAAAACUGCCUUCAGAUGUUUUGAUACAUAUUUUCCACUUGGUAUCCGAAGAUUCUAUCCUUUUCACCGAAUCCCCAAACGAGAAAGCCUCGCGUACCUUCAUUGGUGCAAUUUUCUCAUUGACAUGGGUUUGUUCUGUCUGGCGAAAUCUUGCACUGUCACAACCUACCUUUUGGUCCUCCUUCAAGCUUCGACUGCAAAGCGUCGGCGAGAACUCUCGAAGCGUGAUUUUCAGGGAACUCGUUUUGUCGCGCAUAGGUCCAACAACACCUAUACAGAUCGUUAUUGACUUGAAUGACUCCCCUCGUCGGGUCCCAGCGACAUGGAAUAUUUUGUCACAGUUUGCCGGUAGAUUGAAGCACUUGAAGGUCAUGGUUCUAUACCCAGAACAUUUCGACAGCCUGUUGGAGAUGAUCACAGAUGGUUUUAAUGCAGGUCCCUGCUUUCACUGUCUCGAGCAUCUGGAAUUUUGGUUCCUGUAUAGUUCUAAUCGCAAAACGCGAUCGAACGAGACAUUUCAGUCAUUCAAACAUCCAUCUCUCAGGAACUGUCCGCGGCUGUACCACCUGAAGGUCCCAUUUCUUAACCUAGCCGAUUCCCUAGACUUGAGCAAUUUGACCUGUUUGCGGAUCACAUUCGAUUUCGGGGGCUCUUUGUCCACCUUGCUCCAGAAAUGCGCCACACUGGAAACUCUACAACUGGGAUGGUUCAAUGCACCGGACAACUUAUCGUCACGCUUUCCACCUCUUUGUCACACCUACCUUUCGACCUUGGAGAUUAAUAAUAUCGGCAGACAACGGGAUAACUCCUCUGCGUUCGAGAUGGUUUCCAUACCGAACCUCGCCGUAUUAGCAGUCAAGUGUCCCAUUUCUUGUGGACCUGGAAACCCUUUUAACGAGCUGAGAACCAUGUUGGUCCAAUCGAGAUGUACUCUACGUGAGGUCUUGUUCGAGGGAAUCCCUUCCUAUGUAGCAAAUGUGUUCCUUAAUAUUGUACGCAUCAGUGAGGAUGCAAAUAUCACUGAGAACAGUGGAAGGAUUGAAUGACGUUACAAUCAUAAAUGUACUACAUACAGUAGUGCAUACGGAAAUGCUUCUUCCCAGGUUCUUCCUUGUAAAUACUUAUGUCUAAUCAAUCAAGCUUACCAGAGCUUA